Oryzias latipes (Japanese medaka) is the source of this 1836-nucleotide messenger RNA. It is a transcript of the gene tmbim1a, whose product is annotated as transmembrane BAX inhibitor motif containing 1a. Gene Ontology annotation, cellular component: Golgi apparatus; endoplasmic reticulum; membrane. Lineage: Eukaryota; Metazoa; Chordata; Actinopteri; Beloniformes; Adrianichthyidae. The record is from RefSeq and is a predicted model, not a curated record. Gene Ontology annotation, biological process: negative regulation of apoptotic signaling pathway.
ACAGCGCAUGCGUGGCAGCAGACACCUUGCUCGCCUUGGGCGUGUACCAGUGUACAGCGGAUUCCUCCACCGCCCUUCUAGGAAAGCGUCGUUGGGACUGCUGCUUCGCAUCUGUGUGUCGUUUGUCGGCCCUCCGGCGAAAGUUAUAUCAACACGCCAACAUUUGGGAGUUUAAAAUUAAACUAAAGAGUUGACGGAGAUUGGAAGCAACGUCUUUUUUGGAAGUCGGAAAGCGUCGUUGGGACUGCUGCUUCGCAUCUGUGUGUCGUUUGUCGGCCCUCCGGCGAAAGUUAUAUCAACACGCCAACAUUUGGGAGUUUAAAAUUAAACUAAAGAGUUGACGGAGAUUGGAAGCAACGUCUUUUUUGGAAGUCGGUGUCAUGUCCAAGUCAGACUAUCCUCCGGACUACAACGCGAGCCACGGACCUCUGUACCCACCUCAGGGUUCUAACUACCCCCAGCCCCCUGCAUAUGGCUUUCCUAGCUAUGGUGGUCCCCAGCCAGGCCCGCUUUCGGCACCAUACCCCUCUUCUUUAAACGCCCCUCUUUAUCCCGGACAGCCAGCAGGCUAUCCCCCAGGCCCUUACCCCGGACAGCCCCAACCUGGUGGGCCUCCAGGCUACCCGAACCCACCUCCCAUGCCACCUGUCCUCCCACCCACCAUACCAUCAGAUAUGAUUAGCUCCGGAGAGGAGUUUGCUGCAAGAGGCAGCAACUGGGAGGAUUUGAGGGUUCGGCACUCUUUCAUCAGAAAGGUGUACUUAAUUUUGGCAUCUCAGCUCCUGCUUACUACCGCCAUUGUUGCCAUUUUCACAUUUGUCCAUCCGGUCAAAACCUUCGUAAGGGACAACCCGGCUGUGUAUUGGGCAUCAUAUGCCAUAUAUAUAAUCACCCACAUUGUGCUGGUGUGCUGCAAGGGCCCCCGGAGAAAGUAUCCAUGGAACCUUAUUCUGCUUCUCAUCUUUACUCUGGCACUGUCCUACAUGACUGGAACCAUAUCCAGUUUUUAUGACACAAAAUCUGUGUUCUUGGCUCUGGGGAUUACUGCCGUUGUCUGCAUCGCCGUCACCGUCUUCUGCUUCCAGACAAAGGUUGACUUCACCAAAUGCCAGGGCCUUUUCUGCGUGCUUGGGAUUGUUGUGUUUGUGACUGGGAUCAUCGCCGCCAUCGUGCUGUCAUUCAAAUACAUCCUUUGGCUGCACAUGCUCUACGCCGCUAUCGGGGCAAUUGUCUUCACUCUGUUCCUGGCAUAUCACACGCAGCUGCUGAUAGGAAACAGGAAGUACUCAAUCAGUGAAGAGGAGUACGUGUUCGCCGCGCUCUCCAUCUAUGUCGACAUAGUACAAAUCUUCCUUUUCCUGCUGCAGAUUAUUGGCGCCUCCAAAUAAGAAAUUCAGAUGUAGAUCAGAAUCUGGGUUUGAGGAGAAAGCAUUAAGUAACAAAAACUAUUUUAUUUUCAUAUUCGUUUAUAGAUUAAAGGAAAAUGUCUAAGGGCUAAAUAUUUACCAAUGUAAAUGAAACUUUCAUACUAAUUUUUUAUUGAUAAUUUAGGCAUUUACAGAUGUGUAUAUAUUUCAGUAUAAAGCUAGAAUACAACCGUUUACUUGGUAGUAAUGCUUCUUGUAUAUUGUUAGAGAUGACGGUUUAACUAUCUGAAGGAAAUUAAGUAUGUAGAUAAUCUAUUGAAUGUGUUGGAACAGUUGUUUGGAGUUAUGUUCACUUAAAUGCUUUUUUUUUGACUGUUUACAGACGGUAUACUACAUUUAUGGUGUUUUAGGCUGUUCUCAUGGUUCCAAAUAGACUGUACUAUGAAGAACAAAGUUAUUUUGAGUCAUA